AUGUUGGCUCUUCACAGGGAACGUGAAGCUAUGCUAAAACGUGAAAAGACAUGGAUCAAGGCAUUGAUGGAAAACAUCUCCGUUUCCCCCGAUCCAUCGACACAGCCAAACACUGUCGAAGCAUUCCUUUCGAUAUAUCGCUUGGCUGAAAAAAAGUACUUUUGUUGGAGCGACCGUCACUUGGAAAACAAUCACAGAGGGACCAACGUACUUCCAUUGCAUGUCUGCUGGCAGUGCAUUGCUUGGGUGGCUUUCACGACCUAA
Molecule: messenger RNA, 264 nt
Organism: Lichtheimia ornata
Lineage: Eukaryota; Fungi; Mucoromycota; Mucoromycetes; Mucorales; Lichtheimiaceae
Exons: 3
Coding region: 1-264 (87 amino acids)
Source: RefSeq, a predicted model, not a curated record